Messenger RNA from Rotaria sp. Silwood1, 999 nucleotides. NCBI's taxonomy places the organism in Eukaryota, Metazoa, Rotifera, Eurotatoria, Philodinida, Philodinidae. The record is from the annotation of a GenBank genome assembly.
AUGAGACAAGUUGAAUUAGAUCUUUCGAAAUGGUCAGUUUUAUGGGUUGAUAAUAAUAUAUUUGAUGAAAAUUGGGAAAAUAAACAACAUAUGGAAACAGCAGCAGCUAAAGCACUUAAUCUUAAUGUUCAUUUUAUUCCAAAAUCAACAACAAAUAGUGCUUUGUCAUUUCUUCGAUCAUCUUUUGGACAGCGCUUAAAAAAUCAAGAUACAUUUCGAAUUGUAACAGAUAUGACACGUUAUAUAAUGAAAAGGUCUUGCCUCUGUAUUGAUGAUCGUAGUGACUCUGGACCUAAAUGGGACUCGUUUAAAUCGACAUGGGGUCCAAAUCCUCUAAGACAAUUUCUCGGACAACGCUUCAUAAAAGACAAUGAUAUUGCUUUGGUGUUGAUAUAUGAUAUAAAAGGUAGCAUUGCUGGUGUACAAUUAGCACUUCCUGUCUCCAUGGCCAAAACAAAAUAUUAUAAAUUUGAUACACAGAAAAUGUAUAAUCGAGCUACAGUUGCAGGCAUCGAUUCUUAUGUUUUGACAGCAUAUUUUGUCGAUCCACAAACCAUUUGUACAUCAGGUCGAGAUGAAGCCCGUCUUAAACUCGAGGGUUCAGGUACUGGUCUUUGGCUACAAAAUGGACCUGAUCCUAUUCGCGACUCAGUUCAAUCACCAUUGUAUGAAAAUACAGUCAAUACAACGAAAUGGGUAUUGGGCUCAUGUUUUCCAUCGAUGGGUGUUCAUUAUUGGUAUGACAAUCGACUCGACAAUAAAUGUGACGAAAUCUUUCCUGUCUUUCUCUUGUAUAACAAAGGCAAAUUGACAGGAUUCGGAUGGGGUCUUGCCGGCAAAUAUGAUUAUUCAAAACGAACAGAAUCUGUACCGUAUGGAGCAGUUUCGAAGUUUAUGAGAAUCGUACCAACCUGCUUGGAAAAAUUUUUCGAAGAUAUUGGUGGAUUCACAGCUAUGCAUCUUUACUUCAAUACAGCUCCAUGGAAUCUGCUCUGUUAA